AUGAUGAUUAACACGCUUGUGAACCGAGCACACAGCUCGCUCAUGCCUCUCUUGCGCAAGAGAGUAUUGUUUUUUGUGGUGUUAACUCUAGGAAUUUUAAUGUUUAUUCAAGUCAUUCUUUUUAAAAGUUACUUGUCAAACAAAAAUCAUCAACACAGUGCCAAGUUGAAUUUACCCAACUCGGAAAUUUUGACACAAGCUGACAAUUCGAACACAGGUACUCCUAUGGCCCUUCAACAUACUGACACUGCCUCUCCGAUUGAUGCAGAAGAAGAAGCUUCUCCAAUAAUUUCAAGAGAUUCUCAAUUGUCAUCAAAACCCAUUUCAGAGAGACAUUUGGAUAACAACAUCGAUCGAAGUGAUUCCUCAGCAAAUAUCAGAAAGAGAGCUUCAAACAAAAAACAAGCGCAAAGAAUACCAUCAGCCAAUUCGGGUUCCGAAUCGACAAGAUCGAGUAUCACAAUCGACUCAAAUGAAAGUGUGAAGCCAAAGAAAGAACCAAAGAAGCCAACAACGAUUCCCACUGUUCACUAUCUCUUCAUUUGUGAUUCAAAUAUCAACAACAAAUGUGCAAGUGAUGAGGAGUGGGUUUCCAAAAUUAAGAAUCAAGUUCCAAAUGACGUGAAAAUGCAAAAGACAGAUUCAUCAUUAGAAACCAAUGCAGACAUGAAGGUGAAUUUUGUCUUAUUUAGCAACAAAGAUCAACCUCCAUCUCAGCUCAAGGAUGAUGACCUUUCAAAACAAUUGCAAUUUGUGAAAAUUAAGGAAAAUAAUAUUCCAAAAACUGUGAAUAAUUAUGUGCAAGAAUUCGUCAAGGAUGAUUAUGACAUGAUUAUUUUCAUUCAUGGCAAUGCAAUUCCUAUUGCGUUUAGUUACUAUCAAACAUGGGACAUGUUAGAUGAAAUGGAUCAAGUUGGAAGUAUUACAGUGCUCUCGAAAACAGCCAAGACCAAAACUGUGGGUUGGAAUAUAAGAGCUCGAUCCUGUGAUGGAAAAUCUAAAGCAUUCUCUCUCGUUAAGCAUUUGGCAGGAUAUGAUGUUACCAUGUUCUCUGAUUACAGUUUAAAUAAGAAGGGAAAUCCAAAACAUGCCAAAUCAAGAUUUGAUGAUGAUAUUGAUAUUUUCUUGCCUGAUUUUACUGGACUUUCCAUGUUGAAAAAGACCUUCACAUCAGUUCAAGGAUUCAAUGAAAAUCUUAAAAAGGACUAUGCUCUUGAUUUGAUGUUAAAGGUAUCCAAGAGUUCAUUUAGCUCUCUAUUUUCUCUGAACAAUGUCAUUCAAAGCUUUGAUCCUUCUGGUGAAGAUGAGGAAAUUGUGUUCUCAGAGAAUGAAGUACAAAGAUGUGAUAGCAGCAGCCCAUCAUCCGUUCGUCCUAUUGAAAACUCUCUCAAUUCUCUCUAUUAUGAAACAGUCAUGAAUAUUUUCAAUGAUCGACUAUUUUUGAGGAAUGUUGAAUUGAUUUAUACCAUUACCUCACUCGAUACUGCAACUGUACGAGAGGCUGUAACAAAUUUGGCUGGUCUCGAAGGAAAAGUAAUGAUCACUUUGAAAGCUCAAGAUGAAAAUAAGGCAAUUUCACUUCUAUCCAAGCAUGUGAACAUUCCAACACCAUUCAGAAGCGCAAUCAAUAGAAUUGAGAGCAUGGCAUCCAUUAAUUCUCAAUCGACUACUUCUAGUAGUUCCAAUCAAAAGAUAUAUUUCUAUCAUGGAAAUCCACCUCAAUUUUCAUGUCCCACCGGUUCUUCGUUGUGCAUUGGAAAAACUCAAGUCAUUUCAUCUGGAGAAACAAAAAUUCCAACAGAAUGGGUCAAAUCCUGCAAUUCAGCAGUGGAUCAAGUUUGGGUUUCUUCCAAAUUUGCUUUUGAAGCAUUGAGGGGUGCUGGUGUUAAAAAGAAGAAACUUGUUUUUGUACCAACAGGUGUCGACACAAAGCUUCUUCGACCAAGAUUCAAGUUGUCCAAUUCGAAAGCAACCACUGACACUACGUUCAAAUUCUUGACCAUUUUAGAUUGGAAUAACAAAAAGAGUGCUCGAGAUGUAUUGUUAAAGGCAUUCAUUGAUGCUUUCUCUGCCAACGAUAAGGUCAUUUUGACCAUCAAACCAAUGAGACCUCUUCAAGCACGUGUAAACUCACAACAACUCUUACAAGAGGCCUUUCGUUCAUUGAAUGUGACCAAGAAGGAUGAAAAUACGAGACCACGCAUUGAACUUCUCUCUGUAGAUGUUCCUACAGAAAAGAUGCCUGAAUUCUAUCAACGAUUUGAUGGUUUAGUCAUGCCUGGAGAGAUUGAAAGUCAGGAACAAUUAUCGACACUGUUGGAGGCCAUGGCUUCUGGUCUUAUCACAAUCGCAUCGGAAUCCAUCGACACCUUAGACUUUAUGAAUGAGGCCAAUAGUUUCCUCCUUCCGAGUGUUUCAACCACUCCCGAUUCUGAAGCCAGUGCUUACUUGUCCGAAACACUUUCUUACAUUCUCAAUAAUAGGAAUCAACUCGAGACAGCAACCGUGAACAAAGCCCGUUUCGAUAUGUUGGAUUUCUAUGACCAGAGUACGGUCAUACGAGAAUGGUUGGAACGCAUGGAACCUUCCAUAGAUGAUGAUCUUGGCUUUGAAGAGAGUUCAACUGAUUCAACAACAACAACAACUGCAUUAUCAUCAUUCCGAGAGGAUGAUUUUGCCGACCAGACCACACUUCCUACCAAUGACAACCAUCAAGAACAAGUAACUGCCAAGAAAAAGAAUAAGAAGAACAAGAAUACAACACCUAUUCAGGAAGAGAAUCAUCAGACAGACAACACCGAGAGCAACCACCCUAACAGUAACAACAACCAUCAUGUGAUCACCACUCCUCAUUAA
Messenger RNA from Naegleria lovaniensis, 2856 nucleotides. RefSeq lists its product as uncharacterized. The coding region runs from base 1 to 2856 and encodes 951 amino acids. NCBI's taxonomy places the organism in Eukaryota, Heterolobosea, Eutetramitea, Acrasida, Naegleriidae. The record is from RefSeq and is a predicted model, not a curated record. The transcript is spliced from 4 exons.